Molecule: messenger RNA, 588 nt
Organism: Truncatella angustata
Lineage: Eukaryota; Fungi; Ascomycota; Sordariomycetes; Amphisphaeriales; Sporocadaceae
Exons: 4
Coding region: 1-588 (195 amino acids)
Source: RefSeq, a predicted model, not a curated record
AUGCUUGCUGUAGGUACUCCCUCUCUGGACCCAUGUAUUCGCAACGACAAAGGACCGCCCAGUCCGCUAUCGUCCGCUAUCAAAGUUAAGCCCAAGACUUGCGAAUGGCUGGUCAAUUUCCAGAGCAGAAACGCCAAUUCCAAGUGGUUGCUAGGUGCAUUGCGAGAGGUCGGCCGGCAGGAAUAUGCGCGGCAAAUUUCUUCCAGUAGCGCUGGCGACAAAGACACAAUGGAGCUUGGGAGAAAGCACCCCCUGGCACCCGACAACAACCACCGCGCGCGGUGCUGCUGCGUAUCUACGACAUCAUUCAGCCCAAUCGUUCGCGUAAGAACAUCGUUAGCUACCAGACCAGCCCCAGUACUUCGCACAGCUGCGGAGACGGCACAUGCAGAACCUGAGCUCUCGGGAUUCGGAUCGCUUCACAUGAUCGAGAAUACGGCUGCGGAUACGAUACUGCGCCAUACAUGCCAUACCUAUGUGCGACCAGUGGCAAUACUUUGGUGCCUAGAACUGCGAUUGUUCUGGUACUCGUGCUACUCCGGUUGGUCAAAGUAUGGAGUGCCAGUCCAGAUAACGAGUGUCACAUAA